AUGCGCUUCUCUUCCAUCCUCUAUGUGGCAGCUAUUGUCGGCUUUGCGGUUGCCUUUCCCACCUCUGGCCUUCAGGCACGUGAGAGCGAUGAGUAUAUUGGUGCUGGUGUAGGAGUUGCUAUUCUGAAUGGUGUUGAGCUACCUGCUAAACGCGAGAGCGAUGGGUAUGUUGGUGCUGGUGUAGGAGUUGCUAUUCUAAAUGGUGUUGAGCUACCUGCUAAACGCGAGAGCGAUGGGUAUGUUGGUGCUGGUGUAGGAGUUGCUAUUCUGAAUGGUGUUGAGCUACCUGCUAAGCGCGAGGAAAAGUAA
Messenger RNA from Talaromyces proteolyticus, 309 nucleotides. RefSeq lists its product as uncharacterized. The transcript is spliced from 4 exons. Bases 1 to 309 code for a protein of 102 amino acids. NCBI's taxonomy places the organism in Eukaryota, Fungi, Ascomycota, Eurotiomycetes, Eurotiales, Trichocomaceae. The record is from RefSeq and is a predicted model, not a curated record.